Vanrija pseudolonga is the source of this 747-nucleotide messenger RNA. RefSeq lists its product as uncharacterized. The coding region runs from base 161 to 715 and encodes 184 amino acids. Lineage: Eukaryota; Fungi; Basidiomycota; Tremellomycetes; Trichosporonales; Trichosporonaceae. The transcript has 2 exons. The record is from RefSeq and is a predicted model, not a curated record.
CUCAUCACCACUGCCUCUUAACUCGGCUCGGACGACGACGACACGGCGACGACGGCGACGACGGCAAGCACGAGCACCAGAACGCGCACACGGCGCACACGCCAAUACCCUCAAAACAUCGCCAGACCUGACGACUCGCACGACACCACUGCUUCUUAUCAUGUCCCGCUCCUUCUCCUCCUUGGCAGCGCUCACCUCGCUCCGCGGGCUGACACUGCGCUCCGUAACGCCGCUCGCAAGACCGCAGCAGCUCCUGCCCCGCCGUCUCCCCUCGAGACAACUCCACACCUCGCCGGCGGCGCGCGCGACCAACCCGCCGCCCCAGUCGCCGCUCGUGCCGCGUAACUAUGGCGGAGGGGGCGGUAGCGCUGGAGGCAGCGGUGGGCAGAGGCCGAGCGCUUAUGGCGUGUGGUACCGCGAAAUCUUCCCAGCCAUGAUCCCCAUCUUCGUCCUCUCCACGACAAUUUUCCUCGCUCUCUCCCUCCUCCGAACCCACCUCUCCCACUCGCGUUCUCUCGCCGAGUCGUCAGAGCGUAUCGUGCAGCUUGAGGCGCAGCUUGCGCGCCUGCGUGCAGAGAGCAAGCGCCGGCAGGAGCGUGAGCGGCGCGAGCGCGAGCGUAUCCUGCCUAUUGUCGUCGAGCGCGUGCUCCAGCGCGUCGGCGCCAUGGGGCCCGAGGAGGAGAUCGAGGUCGAGGAAGAGCGGCUUCUGGUGUGAUGUGCAGGUGCAUGUAUGUGGCUACGAGUGGA